AUGGUUCCUGGACCAAACGAUGAUGGGACCGUACAGAAUGGAAAUGGAGUGAAACGACAGUUGUCCAAAACACUUCGUUCCAUACUCAAGAGCAAAGAUAUCUCCAGUGACGUUUUCCUGCAGAAUGUUUGGCAGAAGCUGCCGGUGCACUUUCCAUUUGAGGGAGAUGAUAGCCACUCUCCAGAAGUGAAAGGAGAAUGGAGGGAUGAUGAGAUGCAACAAAAUCCUUUCGAAGAGUCGUUGCACCAGAGCUGGCAUAUCCUGAAGCAUUUGCUCGAACAAGCCGAGAGUCGCACCCGUUCCAGAGGUGAUAAUGGAGUCGAUCAUAGCUCUAUUCAUACGCCCCUAAUUUUUCAAAAUCGUGAAUUAAAGUCCCAAGAAGAAACUCAGGGUCUGUACGGAUCAAGCUUGUUUGCUCCCUACCUGGACGGCUGCUCGGUCGUCCUGAAUCAUGGUGACUUGCUGUCACCAUGGAUCGCUGCCAUUUGCCAAGAUUUGCAGUCUGAAUUUCCACAUGUAUAUGCAAACACUUAUCUUACCCCACCAGAUUCCCAAGCGGUCCCUCCACAUGCCGAUGAUCGAGACGUUUUCAUCCUGCAGUUGGUGGGGUCGAAACAGUGGAAGGUCUACGAACGAGUGCCCAUUCCGUAUCCCUACCCUGAUGAACAAGUGGGCAAAGAAGGAAUACCCGUACAUCCAACCAUUCUGAAUGGUCCUCUUUGUAUUGAUACGACACUGCAACCAGGUGAUGUUUUGUACAUGCCCCGUGGAUUUGUCCAUGAAGCAAGCAGCCCGAGCAAUGAUCUGAGUUUUCAUGUCACCAUUGCCAUUGCAACGCACGAUUGGAGUUUGGCUGGUCUAAUCUCCAGGGAAACCAAUCGGAUUCUCACUAAUGUUAUCGACUAUCGCCAAUCGACACUCCCCUUGGCCAGUACCACUCCAGCUACGCUACAAAGUCAACUAUCAACCGCACUAUCAAUGCUCCAAGAGGAAAUUACAGUCGACUCGUUGCUCUCCAAGCUGCACGCUCGGAUUGACAAUCACAAUCAACGCGCCGUUCCAGCUCGGAUGGCACUGUUGGAACACGCUCGCAACUCGGCUACCACCACAAGAACAUUGUCGUCGUCGUCGCCGGCGGCUGUCAUAGUUGGACCCCUGGCAGCCAUGGAAAUCACCUUUACCUCUGUUAUUCGGGCGGCAACCCCAGAGGAACGUGCCAGUGUGACAAUAACGGACGACCCUACCCGACCGAGAGGAUUGCAAGUGCGACCCGAAACCUAUGAUACCAUCCUGUCCAUCAUCGGUGAACUCAAGAAACAACCGGAUCGUCAAUGUCGUGUGUUGAACUUGCAAGGCUUAUUGCAAGAUUUGGAACCCAAUCAGCAUGUUUGCGAUCUGACGCUGCUGAGUCUGGCAAAGAGAGGUAUCGAACUAGGUGCCAUGGCCGUGGUGCAAAAGUAG
Messenger RNA from Cylindrotheca closterium, 1461 nucleotides. NCBI's taxonomy places the organism in Eukaryota, Bacillariophyta, Bacillariophyceae, Bacillariales, Bacillariaceae. The record is from the annotation of a GenBank genome assembly.